AUGUAUGACCAUACGAUUGAAUUAAGUCGCAUAUUGAAUACCACCCCAGUACCGUUUCAUUGCAUAGAAAUCGACGAGUGUUUGUUUUCACCGUGUGCCAAUGGUGGCGUGUGUACAGAUGAGAUAGCAGAUUAUUCCUGCGCGUGUACCACUGGUUGGUCUGGUGGAAACUGUGACGUCAAUCCGGAUGACUGCGCAGUUACUCCUUGCUUGAACGGUGGCACGUGUACAGACGGACUGGCAACAUACACGUGCGCAUGCGUGGCGGGAUUCGCAGGCGGAGAUUGUGAAACAAAUAUCAACGAAUGUGUGAACCAUGCGUGUGAAAAUGGCGCCACGUGCGUUGAUGGAAUCAACGAGUACACGUGCACAUGCGUGCCGGGGUAUGAAGGGCCACUUUGUGGGAUAGACGUUAACGAGUGCGCGUCUAGUCCUUGUCAAAAUGGCGCCACCUGUAACGAUGGGGUUAAUGGAUACAUCUGCGAUUGCGCGCCCGGAUAUGAGGGGGACACGUGUGGGACAGAAAUCAACGAAUGUCUAGCCGUCACGUGCAAUAACGGUGGCACGUGUAAUGAUCUUUUCAAUAUGUUCUCAUGCACGUGUGUGUUGGGUUAUACUGGAAGUCUUUGUCAAACAAAUAUAGACGACUGUCCGGCAUCAGUGUGUCACAAUGGCGCCACGUGUGUGGACCAAGUGAACGGGUACGCGUGUAACUGUGUCACCGGUUAUACUGGAACUAUGUGUGAUACAGAUAUUGACGACUGCGCCACUGUCACGUGUGAGAAUAGCGGCACGUGUGUAGACGAAGUGAACAGUUUCACUUGCGAAUGUGUGGAUGGAUGGGGCGGCAACUUAUGUCAAAACAAUUUGGACGACUGCUUAACGCAUGCGUGUGUAAAUGGCGCCACGUGCGUCGACGUUGUAGCUGGUUACACGUGCACGUGUGUGGACGGGUAUGAGGGUCAGUUCUGCCAAACUGAUACGAACGAAUGCAGCUCUAAUCCCUGUCAGAAAGGGGGCAAAUGUGUGGACGAGGUCAACCAGUACACGUGUACCUGUAUCAUGGGCUAUACAGGAGCGAACUGUGAGACAAACAUAGACAACUGCUCGCCGAACCCCUGUGAUCAUGGCACGUGUACAGACCUCGUCAAUGAUUACAAGUGCGAUUGCGAAGCUGGGUACGAUGGGAAAAAGUGUGACAAUAAUAUUAAUAACUGCUUACCCCCACCCUGCCAGAACGGUGGGACGUGUUCUGACCUCGUGGAUGACUACUACUGCGCAUGCGUCGCCGGAUAUGAAGACAAAGACUGUAGCACGGAUAUAGAUGAUUGUGCUACAAAUCUGUGUGAGCACGGAGCCACGUGCGUCGAUCAAGUGAACGGAUAUGCGUGUCAAUGUGUGCCCGGGUAUAACGGACCCAACUGCCAAACUGAUAUCGACGAAUGUGCCUCCAACCAGUGUUUGAAUAGUGGCUUGUGUCAGGACCUCAUCAACGGCUAUGAUUGUGUGUGUCAGACGGGAUACACCGGGACAUUCUGUGAAACAGAUAUAGACGAGUGUGCCUCCAGCCCGUGUGAUAAUGGGGGCACGUGCACUGAUCUCGUGAACGGCUUCUCGUGCUCGUGUACGGACGGACACACGGGUAUCACGUGCAGAACAGGUCUACUCGGGGACGACUGUAUUACAAGACCGGAAGUAUGCGCAAACAUUCCGAAUUCCGAAUGUGCAUCUGGAGGUUGCGCAUGUGUGCCCGGAUAUAUGAAAACUGAUACUACUGUCUGUUCGAAAAAAGAUUGUGGGACACUCACUCCUAUAGAAAACGGAGCCGUAAAUUAUGAUGAAGGGACGUUUUACCAAGCGAGUGUUUAUUUCUCUUGCGACACUGGAUACGCCAGGUCAGGCGUUUUUUCUAUGGAGUGUCUUGCGGACGGAAACUGGGGCGGAGUCCCACCAACAUGCAACAUUGUUUCCUGUCCUACGAUCGAUGCACCUUUGAACGGUACGGUAGUGUUUUUACCGAAUUUUGAGUACCAGGGCAGUGCCGAGUUCGCGUGCGAUGUGGGGUUCUCCAUAAAUGGCGCCACCGCUCGCACGUGCAUGUCUACCGGCACGUGGAGUUCAUCUAGUCCCAUCUGCGUCAUCAAUGACUGUGGUCCUUUGACGGCCCCUGCGAACGGUGCUGUUACACAGAGCGGCACAGUUUACACGAGUAUCGGCCAGUACGAGUGCGACAGCGGAUACGAACUGCAGGGUGCCACAUCUGUCACUUGUACAGCGGCCGCCACCUGGAGCGCUUCACGGCCUACAUGUGCUAUUAAGGACUGUGGAGCUUUGAUGGCACCAGAACACGGUAUGAUGGACGCCCCAUCGGGAACCAACUACGGUGCGAGAACCCUCUUCUCGUGCAACACGGGCUACCAGGCGGUAAGGGCCACAACUCUGGAUUGCCUCGAUACCGGGGUUUGGAGUGACGUGGAACCUACCUGCGAAAUUAAAGAUUGCGGUGACCCUGGCGUACCAGACAACGGUUCAAUUGGCAUCAGCGGCGGAACAACGUAUGAUUCGGUGGCCAUCUACACGUGCAACGCUGGUUUCGACAUAAAUGGCGUCAACCAACGCACGUGCAGAGCAGAUCAGACAUGGUCGAACCUGGAGCCGACAUGUGAUAGAAUCAGCUGCGGUACUCUCAUUUCCCCAACAUUCGGCACAGUAGAUCUCACAGCAGGCAUACUAUUCGAGGCGGUGGCACAGUUCUCGUGCAACGAAGGGUACACGUUGAAUGGCGUUACAUCACGCACGUGCCAAGCGGACACGUCAUGGAGUGGAGCCUCUCCGACCUGCACGAUAAAAGAUUGCGGCGCAUUGACGGGACCAGAUAAUGGACAAGUUCUCACCGUGGAUGGAACCACGGCCGGCACAACCGCGCAGCACUCGUGCGAUAUCGGGUACACACUUGUCGGUCUCGCCAAUCGCAAGUGCAGUAUUGACGGUGCGUGGACGGGAUCACCACCGACAUGUACAAUCCUGGACUGUGGUCCCGUAGCUAGCAUAAAAAACGGCGCUGCGACUUACAACCCGGGGUCCCUGUAUGGAUCAACUGUAUUUUACACGUGUGACACUACUUCCGGAUACAGUAUUGAUGGCGUCUCCAGCCGCGUGUGUCUCGCUUCCGGUUUCUGGAGCGGCUCGCAGCCAACAUGCAAACUGCUAGACUGUGGCACUCCCAAAAACCUAACAAACGGGUUCUCGGUGUACAGCGGGACCAAGGUGGGAGCUACGGCCACAUACGCCUGCAGUACCGGAUAUGGCCUUGUCGGAACCGCCUCCGUCUCCUGUCUCACAUCCGGUUACUGGGACACGCUUCCGCUUUGCAGCCUAGACUGCGGUAGUCCUCCGUCUGUCUCCAACAGCGCGGUGACCAUAGGGUCGGGAAUGCUUGUGGGCGGUCAGGCCACCUACACGUGUGAUGACGGAUUCAGUAUGUCCGGUGCUGCAACUGUCACGUGUCAAGCAGCAGGGACAUGGUCUAAGGCGCCACUUUGUUAUAAAGUGACUAUAGCGUUUGGCGAUGCAUGUACAUCGACGCCUCAAUGCGUGACCAGCGGGGCAACGUGCAGGACGGACGCUGGAAUAUCAAAGUGUCUGUGUGCACUUGCCGGGGAAACGUAUGCCGCCCAGAUGGACGCCUGCCUUAAAAUUUGCCCGACCCUACCGGAAGGGAACCUGCUUUACGGUUCAGUGGUUUCCCCUGACACACUGUCUGCCGGUCAGAUCGCCGUGUACUCGUGCGAUGCCGGGUAUGCGCUAUCCAGGCCCGCCAUACGCACGUGCCUUACUUCCGGUAUAUGGAGUGGAGCUGAACCGGAAUGCACGUUUGGAUGUCCAAUGCCAGAUAGCCCGGAAAACGGCUAUGCCAACGUGUCAGAUGGCAUGGUGGCGGGAAACAAAGUUAUUUACUCGUGCAAAGCGGGGUAUAAACUCGUUGGCGCCCGUGAGCGUAUAUGUCAGGACGACUCUACUUGGACCGGCCUCACGCCUUCCUGUGCUAGGGAAUGCCAGGAACUUCCGGCGCUCGAGCACGGGUUCAUCGACAUGUCGGCCGGCAUGUGGGAAGGUGCACAGGCCGUGUAUGUUUGUGAAGAAGAAUACGGACUGGUUGGGAAGUCAACUCGCACUUGCGAGUUUACGGGGCAGUGGGGAGGCAGGGAGCCGCGCUGCAUGUUUGCGAUUUACCCGAAAGUAAUCCUGGCGCUAGGCAGUCUAUUCAUCUUCCUCGUCCUCGUGGACGUCUUCAUCGUUAUCUUCUACUUCUUCAACAAACACAGACAGGCACAGGAAGCCGAGUUUGACCGAAUUGAGAAGCACAAGGAGGAUACAGAAGUAGAGGACGAUUCUGAUGAUGACACCUUCAAUAUGCCUGCGCCUGGCCGCCAUGUCGGCCCUUAUAAUGCGGGAUUCGACAACCGGCCCCGCAUGUACUCCCCCUCACCGUCCGAGGCUUCCUCCACCCAUCCGCCACCUAAGAAGAGCGUCCGCUCCAAGGUGAUCCGUGGCCGCGCUGGAUCCGCCAUUAAAAGCAUUUUCUCAAAGGGCCGGACGAAUGAACAGGAUAUGGACGAUGAUGAAAAAGCGCCGUAUGGCGCUACGGUGUUUCCUAGGGCACCUGACGCCACCUUUUCAAACGGGAAUCGCAGCAACCUCGAAGCCAAUAGCGAGGUACAUAACGAAUUCUUGGACUCGUCAUUUGAGGAGAAUAGCAACUGACACACUCAUUUCAAUCUUUGACUAAACAAGUUUCGUUCAUACUCUUGCAUGAGGCCCUGAAGUACAGGUUACGAAUCACAGAUGAACUCCCCGAAAGCUCUUUUUUCAUCCUGAUGGUUGAUUGAAUUUACAUAUUUAAAAAGCUUUUGAUUCAUUGUACUAUGUAUAUAGUGAUACGUCUUUUUAGAUAUAAAAGGAAUUUCGAAAAUACCAAGUAAAAGCUUUUUAGAUUUUUUCUUCGCUUAAAGACAUCCCAAUGAAUCUAAGACAAAUCCGUAGUUAAAUGUCUUGUAUUGUUUUGAAAAUAUUGCAAAUGGUCACUAAUUCAAAUAUAUUUAGUUUUAGACGUAUACAUUGACGUUUGCACUAAUAAGUUCUACUAUUGUUUUGGAAUAAACUUAGCAAAAUA
Molecule: messenger RNA, 5173 nt
Organism: Mya arenaria
Lineage: Eukaryota; Metazoa; Mollusca; Bivalvia; Myida; Myidae
Product: neurogenic locus notch homolog protein 1-like
Exons: 33
Coding region: 1-4764 (1587 amino acids)
Biological process (GO): Notch signaling pathway
Molecular function (GO): Notch binding; calcium ion binding
Source: RefSeq, a predicted model, not a curated record